This is a messenger RNA of Paramisgurnus dabryanus, 850 nucleotides long. It is a transcript of the gene il17a/f1, whose product is annotated as interleukin 17a/f1. Gene Ontology annotation, cellular component: extracellular region. NCBI's taxonomy places the organism in Eukaryota, Metazoa, Chordata, Actinopteri, Cypriniformes, Cobitidae. The record is from RefSeq and is a predicted model, not a curated record. Gene Ontology annotation, molecular function: cytokine activity. Gene Ontology annotation, biological process: inflammatory response.
UCCCAUCAAAGGAUUCAUCACAGGAAGUGCACCUACACCACAGCGAAUACACGAACAGGCCCCUAUAUAUAACCUGCAACUACCAUGUACAGUAGAUCAGAAGUACAUCAGUACAGGCGAUAUUUAAUACCAACACAGGUGACAAAAGAGUGCAACCAUGUCAACAACUUUCAGCAUCCAGUUCCUCACAGUAGCUUGCAUGAUGGGACUUUUAAUAUCAUUUGGGGCCGAGGCGGCACCUUUCAAGAGUAGGCCAUCACAUCCAUCAUCAUAUCGACUGGUCUUGGAUCCAGAGGUCAGACAUUCAUCCGACCCGAUUCGUCCAAUAAAUAAUGACUCCAUCUCUCCAUGGACUUACACGUUCAUGCAUGAUGAGAACCUGUACCCUCAGCACAUUGCACAGGCCAGAUGUUUGCUGACCGGAUGUUUGAUCAAUGGCGUCGAGGUCCACGAUUACCAAUCCAAACCCAUUAUCAGUCAAAUCCUGGUCCUGAGGAGAAUUCAUGGUGACAAGCAGAGCUACUCCUUCAGACCCGAGUAUAAAACCGUCUCGGUGGGCUGCACAUGUGUUCGGCCGCAUGUUGAAUAUGUUUGAACCUGGAGUUACAUUUUGGGCUGUUUGUGACUUAGAUUUUGUUAAAAUAUCAGUAUUACAAGACUUAAUUUAUUCAUAAUGACAUCAUAAAUGUUUUUGCAUAUGUGGGCUAUUUAUUUAUCAUCACUAAACUUUUAUUUUAUUUUACAUUUAUGCUAAAUUUUGUGCUGUUUGUGACUUAGUGUUUUCUACUCACAAAUAUUAGUAUUAAAUUAAUUAAUUUAUUUAUAAUGACAUCAUAAAUGUGUUGCAUAU